Molecule: messenger RNA, 1662 nt
Organism: Suillus fuscotomentosus
Lineage: Eukaryota; Fungi; Basidiomycota; Agaricomycetes; Boletales; Suillaceae
Exons: 10
Coding region: 1-1662 (553 amino acids)
Source: RefSeq, a predicted model, not a curated record
AUGCCUCCCAGAGCAUCUCUAACACCGUCAGAAAUAGCCGCCCACAAGCGGAACAGCAAAACAAAGGCCAAGGCGAGUCAAGAAUCUGGUGGUGAAAAUCAAGGCGAUACAGAUAAACCAUUGCAACGGUCGUCGAAGAUAAAGGCCUUAGAGCGGAAAGUUUGGAAUGAGACAACGGCCAACAGUCGUAAGCGCGCACCCACAGUAACUGGACUGCAAUCAGCACCUGCAGCCAAAUUAGCACGGAAGAUACCUGCAAAAAAGCUAGAUCACAACAAUGACCGUGGUCAAGAAGCACAUGAAGUUAUCAGUCAUGCUGAAAGUCGAGGUCGUGAGAGAUCAACGCACUCUUCGAAAUCAGCCACGGUGUCAAUUGAAGAUAGUGACACUGUUAGUGAAUACGGAGAGAGUGACGAUGCAUCUGAAAAAUCAGACAACGACAUGGAAGUUCCUGAGGAUGAUGACUUUGAGUCACUCUCCCAGGAGGAACUCAUUAAAGAGAUUCCCCAUUUUGUGCGCACGGGUAGCAAUGUAUCUGAAUGGAUGGCCUCUGGCACUACUGCCGGUGUUCCUCAAGUUGAUGUUGCUGACAAAGCCUCUGAUGGUCAUUCCAAGCCAUAUUACCGUGAAGCAACAGCCGUCACCAAACACCAGCCAGACAAGAAGAAAGACAAGAAGAAAAAGAGCAAGCUAGAAGAACGACAAGACCUUGAGAGACCUAAAUUUGUGGAGACUGUGGUGCCGCCGCGGCCAGCUUCAGAUGUCACUCAUGUGUCAGCUUCUGAAUCUGAUCAUUCUUUUACAUGGCCCAUAUUCACAGAUCUAGUCUACUCAGCAGACGGCUCUAUCAACCUCAAGGCUCAAAACACCCGGAUACAGAAUGUGUUGAAGGCCGCCAUGUUCGAACUCAAGAAAGCCUCUCUCUUCGACAACACAUUCCCCAACAUCACUCAGAAGCGAAAGAUGGCCCUGGAAGCGGUCCAUACCGCUGCUGGGAAGCGCAAGGAAUAUGCGAUAUUAAAGAGGAUGAAGCACGACUUUGAUUACGCACUGGCUCUGGCCGGGAUCCCGGAGGGACGAAUGAGCUCCUUCCGCACCAAUCUCAAGAAGCUCGCACAUCAAAUUGUUGUAUCACAUUUUGGACUCCAGAAAGGCUGCGCUGACAAGGUAGAAGACCUUCUUAAAAGUCACAAGUAUAUUUUUCCAACCGAUGCCAAGGGUAAGGUCCUUGGGGACCAACCGUUUUGUGAUGAGGCUACCAUUGACAUCAUCCGAUUGUCAUUCUUUGAUGGCGGCGAGGACUCAUUUGGCAGUCAGUGCCAUGAUGAUUUCGUUUCUGUCUUAGAUGGAAACAAUGAGCCAGAGCUACCGGUGGCUAUGGUGUGUUUGACUGCAACUAUGAUUUAUGCGAUAUUGAAGGAUUGGAGUAGCGGCAACCCGCCUUCAAAUGCGCAAGUCAAAUCAUUCAAUGCCUCCUCCCACGUCGGUGUUUACAAGGCUCACCAAGCGACUCUCAACUGCAUCUUCAAUGGCAGUAUAAAGAAGUACCAUGCACUGAUGGCACGGCUUUACAAGGCAGUCAGUGCAAUCGAGAACUCGGCGUCCACUGCCUCAUCAAGCACUUGCGACUAUCUCGAUCUCGAUGCAAUGGUCGAAGAAUAA